UGCUUUUUUGUCCCUCCACAGAUUCCGUCCAUGGUUAAAGGAGAUGUGAAGUUGUCCGUGUUGUGAAGCUAACUCUUUAGCACUUUUAAGUAACAAAAUCAAUCAACAUUUUACAAGCUGUUGGCAGACGUGUGGGGUACAUUGUGGACAUAUUGAACUGUGUAUAUAGCAUUGGGCCGCUCUUGCCAGAAGACUGUAUAGAACGUUGUGGUUUGCUAGCUAACACAGCACAGGCCUAAUCCACGGUUGCAAGUGAACGCAAGUGGUACCUGUCGUGAGAAUGGACUCUUGGGUUCGAUUCAGUGCGCAGAGCCAAGCCAAGGAGCGAGUUUUCAGGGCUGCACAGUACGCAUGUACGUUGCUAGGCUACACUCUCCAGAAGGGUGGGGCAGGCAUUGAGCGCCUGAAGAUGGUGAAACAACUGGAAGCUCAUAUGAGCCUAACAAGGAAGUUGAUGCGUCUGGGGAACUCUGCAGAGGCUGUGGAGGCAGCGAAGCGUGCAAUGCACCUCUCAGACAGCGUGCUGCGUCUCUGCCUGACCGUGGCCCACCUCAACAAGGCCAUGUACUUCGCCUGUGACAACGUGCUGUGGGCCGGCAAAGCGGGCCUCCUGCCCAAGUUGGACCAGGACAAGUGGAGCCAGAGAUCCUUCAGGUACUACCUCUUUGCCCUCAUCCUUAACCUAACCCGGGACGCCUACGAGAUCCGCCUGCUUAUGGAGCGUGAGGCCCGCUCCUCCCACGGGGGGUCAAAUGCUACCUGGACUUUCCCUCCCUCCUCUCCAUCCCCCGAGAACGGCGACCUGUCCCACCCCCACCCCUCUUCCUCCUCCUUCCCCGCGGCCAUAUUACCCCUUCUGUCCGAACGCCUCGGCAGACAGUUCCACCUGCUGGGGAUGGUGCUGCGCAGCAACCCACCACUGCUGCUGGACCUGCUGAAGAACGCAUGCGAUGUGUUUAUCCCGUUGGACCGGCUGGGCAUCUACCCCACCGGCCAGGGCUUCGUGGGGGCCUGUGGCCUGGCCUCCUCGGUUCUCUCCAUCCUCACCAUCGUCCACCCCUGGCUCAAGCUCAAACCGUGAAGAAGCCAGAAUUUUUGGUUGAACGUUCUAGCUCAAGUCAAACAUUCCUCAAGCUCAAGCUUUAAAGGAGGCAUUUUGGCAGAGUGUUUUAGAUCCGCUAGUAGAAGUCUAGACGUACUGUUGUGUCGAAGGAUGCAGCAUGACGGGUCCUGUACACUGUUUGCUUGGAACGUUUAGCGUUUUUAUUUGGAAUGCCAACAUUUUGGGCAGAUCAUGCUCGGAUAAAGGUUGGUGGACUGAAACAGUAGUAUUUUGAAUCAAAGAGAGAGAAUUUGCAAUUGAGCGGUGUAUUGGAAUUCCGUCUUUUGUAUCCUGCUCAUGCUCUAAUAUUUUCAAACACAGAAUUCCCCAAAAGCCGUUUGGUUUGGUAGUUGAGAAGGACCUUCCCUAUGCAAGUGUAUUGAACCGGCACAUUGAACAUCGUUCAGUCCGAAUGGUAGACCCAUAGACAUAGACGCAUAAACACCCUAAAGUAAAAUCCAUAAAGCUUGUCAGUUGUGAUUUACCCAGGCUUUAAAGGAAAACUCUACCAAAAACUGUCUUUUGGUAUUUGUUUCAUUUGUCCAUUGUUGAGCAGUCACGUUUUCAAGAUGUAUAACUUUUAAAUACAGAAAUACAGCCUGUAUGAUGCAUCAUGCAAAAUGAAUCAUACCGGCUGUAUUUCUUUAUUUUGAAAGUUAUAUAUCCUAACUUGAUCACUGUCAUUAAAAAUAUUUUGGUACUAUAUCAACAAUGGACUAAUAAAACAAAUACCAAAAGAUAGUUUUUGGGUGGAGUUUUCCUUUAAAGCCUGGGUAAAUCACAACUGACAGGCUUUAUGAAGUUAUACAUAGCAAAACGAAAGCCAGAAUGUCGUUCAGUGAGUGUCUGAAAGGGAUACUUCAGGAUUUUGGCAAUGAUAGCCCUUUAUCUACUUCCCCAGAGUCAGAUGAACUCGUGGAUUCCAUUUUUAUGAACUCUCAAGCUGUGGGGAGCACAUGACAAACCCCCAUCUGUAAACCAAGUAUGGGGAUGAUUUAUAUGAUCUUCUCAGAUGAUUGUGAGGAGCAGCUGUCUUGCAUGUCUCAAGUCCAAACUUCUCUGUCAAAGGGGAGAGACCACGUCCACAAAUACUACUAACUGUCCUCUUUCUUAACUUGCACUUAGUUUAUAACCUUAAUCAGCAUUUGAAAUGGAUCCUGGUCUCUAUUAGGAAAGUGCUUCCACAUCCCUAUACAUACUGUUUCUGUCCUGUUCGCAUUGAAAAUGAUACCAUUGGAGAAGAUGAUCUGUACCUACAGCAUUGGUUUGGGAGAUAGGCCUAUUGUCCAAUGUUAUCCCUGAUGAACGCCGUAUAGAUAGAUAUGUGGAACAUCUUCCUCAGUUAAUUAAAGUCAUAACAUAAAAAAGCUUUAUUUCUAUGAAGAGGUGCAAUAAAAUAUUUUCUCAUUCAGCCAACCCGGGCAUCUAAUGAUUCUGUCCAUUUAACUAUAUAAUUUGUUGAAUUCACCCAACAGCUAAUUAUUUAGUCUACUUGUAAGUACAUUUGUUAAGGUACUUAUAGGUCAAUUUGUAUAAUCAAUUACAUCAUUAUUAUGUAUUAAUGCCAUGCCAUUUAAAGCCACUGAACCAGAUACGAGUUAAACUAUAUUAGAAAUGUAAGUGUAUUCAGCUGCAAUGACACAGCAGUGGGAUAAAGCCAUGCUAACUUUCAAAUGGCUAAUUUAAAACAUUUGACUUUCUCCUUUAUAUACACUGUUACAGUGCAACAAGAGCACUAUGCUAGGAGUCAAAGUGUGCCAUUUGGUCUCUGGCUGGCUAGCAAAACAAUUUCUUACUCGUUCUCCUUGACAGGCUAAUUGUGGACAUGAUUUCUGGUAUAAUCUCCUCCACUACUUUUGAGUCCUGAGUCACACUGUAGAGGUGUAACUGUUGAUGAUUCUGUAUAAUAAUGUAUGGUUUUGUAAAUAAUCCAGUAAAUAAUAUUUGUCAUGUUUUGAUGAGAAUCGGAGUGGUUUGUUAACCAUUUUCCUCAGUGAGGGAGGACAUUUUUAUAGCCAUGUAAAGAUCUUUGAAAUCUUGUCUUGAUGCUAAUGUACCACCAGUGCUGAAGCUUGGCUGCUGUGUGGAGAAAAGUUUUCACAAAAUAAAAUAAAUUCCUUUGAUUUAA
This is a messenger RNA of Coregonus clupeaformis (lake whitefish), 3230 nucleotides long. RefSeq names its product peroxisomal membrane protein 11B. The transcript has 4 exons. NCBI's taxonomy places the organism in Eukaryota, Metazoa, Chordata, Actinopteri, Salmoniformes, Salmonidae. Bases 281 to 1081 code for a protein of 266 amino acids. Gene Ontology annotation, biological process: peroxisome fission; regulation of peroxisome size. Gene Ontology annotation, cellular component: peroxisomal membrane. The record is from RefSeq and is a predicted model, not a curated record.